GGGCGUUUCUUUCCUCCCUUUUUUCGAAUCGGUCUUGAGGGGUAGAUUCGAGUUACAAAAUGGCGGCCUGGAGCAUGUUUGUAGCACAUUUCCCAGCGGCCUCAGCCUGACUGGACGUCUCUUCCGCCCAGUCGUGACCACACAAGAGAAGCGGGCUACGGGGGACAUGGUGUUUGAGACUCCGGGCUUGCUGACCACGAAAUCCUUCGAGGCUCCAAGCGCACCGGAAGCCACCCGCCGCCGCUUCGGACGCGAUCGCCGCCUGGGCCCAGCGAGAGCCGCGGCGGCUGCCGGAGAGAUUCAAAACAAUGGCCAAAAGAACUGCCGAAAAGGAAUUGACAGAUAGGAACUGGGAUCAAGAAGAUGAAGCUGAAGAGCUGGGGACGUUCUCAGUGGCCAGCGAGGAAGUCCUGAAGAACAGAGCCAUAAAGAAAGCCAAGCGUAGAAAUGUUGGAUUUGAAUCUGACAGUGGAGGUGCCUUUAAAGGAUUUAAAGGUCUGGUCACGCCUUCCAGAGGAGCAGGGUUUUCUGGAUUCGGAGGUGUGCCUGGAGGGAAGCCUUUGGAAGGACUGUCCAAUGGGACCGGCACAGCGAGCACCCCUGCCUUUGCCAGCACCAGGGCAGUGGCAGAGCCCAAGGCCACCUUUGGAUCUUUGACUGCAAAUGGCCCUGCUACCUUGGUUGAAAAAAAGAUUACAAAUCCCAAAACUAUAAGUGACAGGCAGCAGCCCUCCUCCUCUGGCCUUGCUUCCAGCCAAGCCUGCCUAGGGGAUGCCUAUUACAAGCAGCUGGCUGCCUUGAACUGCUCUGUGCGGGACUGGAUUGUGCAACAUGUGGACUCGAACCCCAUCUGCGAUCUCACCCCUGUCUUUAAAGACUACGAGAAAUACUUAGCGACUCUUGGGCAGCAGAAUAAGAACUGUGAUAGCAGCAGUUCUGAGGGUGAAAGCACCAGGAUGUUACUUGAAACACAGCCUCCUUCCCUGUUUGGUGCAACAAAACUACAGCAAGAGUCAACUUUUUUGUUUAAUAGCAACAAAACUGAGGACACUUGUGAAAAGACAGAGGUUGUGUCUGAAAAGAAGCUGGACCCAGCAAAAGGAGCAACAAGUGCCUCAUUUAAUUUCGGCAAGAAAAUUGAUAGCUCAGUUUUGGGAUCUACAAGCUCUGGUCCCCUGACUGGAUUUUCAUUUUCCCCUGGAAACUCCAAUUUAUUUGGCAGAGAUGUCACCCAGAGUAAACCAGUUUCUUCACCAUUUUCUGCCAAAACAUUGGAGAGCCAAGCAGAAGGUGGCAGUAAUGAAUGCAAAGGUGGAGUUGAAGAAGAAAAUGAUGAGCCACCCAAGGUAGUGGUUACCGAAGUGAAGGAGGAAGAUGCCUUCUACUCCAAAAAGUGUAAACUAUUUUACAAGAAAGAUAAUGAAUUUAAAGAGAAGGGUGUGGGCACUCUGCAUUUAAAACCUACGGCGAAUCAGAAGACACAGCUCUUAGUGCGGGCCGAUACCAACUUAGGUAACAUCCUGCUGAAUGUCCUCAUCCCACCCAACAUGCUGUGCACACGGACGGGGAAGAACAACGUACUGAUUGUGUGUGUCCCUAACCCCCCUCUUGAUGAGAAGAACGCCACUGCCCCUGCCACCAUGCUAAUCCGGGUGAAGACCAGCGAGGAUGCAGAUGAGCUUCACAGAAUUUUACUGGAGAAAAAGGAAGCCUGAACAUGCAGAGUCAACCAAGGGAUUGUUGCCAAGUUGCUGCUUCCCCCGCCGCCCCUUAAACGUUUUCUUCUUUUCUUUGACCUUCUGAGGACUUCUAGAUAACUUAAAACUUCCAUGAGGAAGAUUAGGCCAAUAAACCCUUUCCCUGUUAGGUGCCAAGAGACUUCUCCCUUCAGAACUGUCUAAAGUGCAAAAUACAUUUGAAUGAAAGUUUUUGGAAGAUUUUUUUAAUGUUUAUUUGUUUACUUAAACUAACCCUAAGUGAUUUCUUAACGGACUGCAAUCAGGGUAUCAGUGGGCUCUCCCAAAGGCUGUGCGGCCUGCACGUGAGGCCUUCCCACCAUGCUGUCCGGCGGUGGCCAGGAAGAAACUGCCCGUGCGGCUCUCCUCUCCCGUGGGCUUCCCUGAUCUCUGCGACCAGCACUCUUACCAAAUGAACCAGGCCGCCACGCUGUGCCAGAGACAUCUGUCCUUGCACCACUUUGUUCUGUUUCAUCCUCAAGCUCAGAGGUGGGUACUGGUGUGCACCUGCAGCAUUCAUUGUUAGCCUCUGCUUUGCAGGCAUUGGCCUUUAACCCUGUGAGCUGCUUUACUGUAAUGCAGGAACUGCCUUUUCAUUUUAGAAGGAAGUGUAUCACUUGUGAAGGAGUUCUUGGGUUUUGUAGUUUCUAUUCAUGAGGUGCUGUUACUUCUUUAUCCCCCUGGAGAAGGGAAUUGCCAGGAAUGGGUUUAAAAGCACACAUUUUGAUCAUUUCUAGACCAUGGACAGUAAACUCUUUAUGGAGAAAGAAAAGGGAGAGUGAAAUCAUACUUUAAAGGAAUCUAUGCUGGUGUCAUUUGUACCAGACCUGACGAAUGUAAAAACUGCAUAGCAGCUUGAUCGCGUGAGCCGUGGGAGUUCACUGGGCACCAUGUUGUAAGUAGGAGAAGAGAAAAUUAUGUGUGAGAGUUUUGCCUUUAACUUUAGACAGCAGGAUAUUAUACACUUGCUAUCUGAAAUACCCAUCUUUUAAACAAGGUGUUGAGUGUGUCCAUUUGGAAGGGAGCCAUGGUUAUGCAGAAUGUCCAUGUCAUUUCCCUAGAGCUGUUAGGUGACUUAACACUAGCAUUCUGAGGAGACUGGCACAUAAGUAAGAUGCAAGAUUUCAUGACUGAAUUUCCACUUUUGUUCCCCAUGAAUCCUGUUGUGUUGGUAGCAGAUGCUCUUGUCAGUGCCCAGUGGCUCACACUUGUGUCUUGUCUUCAGUCUGUUGUGUCCAGACUUCAGUCAGAAUGGCUGGAUGGUACAGGUGCUUUUUAAACUGCAGUCCUUGGGUGUAAAUUGUCUAGCGGGUGGGGAGGUCCUUAUGAAGAGCUCUAAGUCUUAAGUACUUUAGGUUGGUGAUGAGCCAGGGUUGAUCAUAAGAUUCUGCUCACACUGCAUGGUACUAAGCAGCUUCUGGUUCCAAGGGGAGCAGUUGGCCCAGCGUGUGACUUUGGAUAAAUAAAUGCGAGAGAGAUGUUUGUGCUAUUACCAGAUGUAGUCCAACUCUUAACUAUGUUGUGCAGCCUAGGGAGGAAGUGGCAGUUGGUUUUGCAUUUCUGUUUUAGAUUUGAGGGCGCUCAUAAGUUUUUGUUACAGAUGGCUUUAUAGUAAACAAGUGGUUGAUACUGCUAAAAUAAUACUGGCCUUGUCCUAUUCACAUAUAGGGUUGUCCAGCUUUUUAAAAAAUGAAGUGGAAAUAAGGGGAACCAAUUUCAGAAUGUUAAGAGUUUAGCCAUAGGUUCCCAUGGUACUAGCUGGCAUGUAAGUCAAAAGCAUUGCUGGGAACACUUUAGUGUUGAUGGUGCGACACUUGGUUAGCACCUGCAUGCAUGGUGGAUGUUUACCAAAAUGGCAUGACAUGGUGAUUGGGUGACCCUUUUAACUUCCCUUGCCCCCAAAACCAAGUUCGUUCUUAAAUCAGUGGAUGUGUGUAGCUUUCUUUUUUUCUAACAUUCCCAGCAAAUUUUUGCUGCUAAGACUAUCACUGUUAAAGUGAAAAUUACAGGGAAAAAUGUAUUUUCUUAAAACUCUUUUAUGCUUUAGGAACUUGUUGGUCUCCACUUUAUGUAUUUGUAUGAAAGAACCUGUGUGGGUUUUAUUGUAAACUCCAGCUCCUUGGAUGCUACUUGGGGAAAGGCAGGGCCCCCGGAGGGUUCACCUGCUCCCUACUGUGUUGGGAGCUAAUUCUAAUCCAUGGGUGAUUUUAUUUCAGUUUAUUUUUAACAAAAUUUUAGAAAUCAGGCUGUACAAUGUUUAAUGUGGACUAAGAUUUUCACCCUUAAUUUGAAAGUUUGUAAGUUGUGUCAUAUACUCGGCCUAAAGUGAAGUAUGUAUUUUUUAAAAUUAUAACUCAAAUUGCAUCUUCACAAAUGCUAAGUGUCUCUGUGGCUUUUUUUUUUCAAACGGAUGUGUGCAUCUCAGCUUUUUUUUGCACAUUCCUGUUAAGCAAAAAAAUUGUUCUGCUGUCUUCCUUACCAGAAUUACACACUGGAAAUGUCCAGUUUUUUGGCUUGGUUUGGUUUUUUAGGUUUCACUUUUUCAGUACUGGGGAUUGGACUCAGGGCCUUAUAGAAGGGCAAACACUCUACCACUGAGCUACAUUCCCAGCCCUUUUAAUUUUUUUGAGACAGGGUCUUGCCAAGUUUCCCAGGCUGGCCUUAAACUUGCAAUCCUGCCUCCACUUCCCAGGCAGCUGGGAUUAUAGGUGUGCACCACCACGCCUGGCCAACAUGUCCAGUUUUUAAAGAACCUUAGACUGUGUUUUAACAUGAAGGGACAAGUCUGACCAUUCAUGGACUGAUUUUCUUCAAGAGGAUUAUUAUUUUAUUUUACACUUUCAAUGCUAACUCAUAUCUUUUAUAUGCUGCAUGCCAAAAAAAAAAAAAAAUCUACCUGUUCAGGAGUGGAAGAAGAAAAAAUAUUUCACCUUACUAUUAAGAGUUCAAACAAGUUUUCACUGAGAGCCUAUUCACUAUGGUUUCAGUAACAUAUCUGUCCUUGAGUAUUUGCUGGUUAUUCUAGCACUUCCAGAGUCACAGUGGAAGCGCAAGGCAUCUGAAGGCUUUGCACGCCGAAUGGCCCACCGCACACCGCAUGUUCUCAUUCUGGAGUGGGCCUGCGUGGCACCUGGAUUGGGCCUGGCACUGGUGCACCCUCACUCCCACUCCUGCUCGGCCAGUAGCAUUCGUGCUCGACACUAAGGUCUCACUGUUGGUGCAGACAGAAUUGUGAGGGAGAUGCAAAGCUGUAGCAAUCAAAUGGAGAAUGUUUGCUUUGGACUUUAAAUAGGAAACUUUUCUACAACUAAAAUACUUGAAUUGCCAGACAACAUAAUCUGUUUGGAUUAGUUUUUGAAUGGUCCCAUUGAGGAAAUGUAACAGUCCAUGAAAUGUGAAUAAAUGGAAAGUAAACAAUCAGUGUCUGAUGUGUUUGUGCUCAGCAGCACCAGGCUGGUUGUCACCUCCCUCUGUGCGGCAUGAGCCACUUCAGAUGGUCACUUCAGGCAUGAAAGUCAGAGUGGGACUAGGAGCCGCUCCCCAGCAGGGUGCACAGCGUGGCACAAGCCAAGGGAGAGUCCAUUUCUCUAAAAAAUGGAAGCGAACCUGGAUCUGUGCUCAGGUCUCGGGCGAAAAGCUAGCUCUCUUAAGGACUUUUUAAAAUUAAGAGAAUAAAAAAUGAUCAAGAAAAAUA
Messenger RNA from Heterocephalus glaber (naked mole-rat), 5430 nucleotides. It is a transcript of the gene Nup50, whose product is annotated as nucleoporin 50. Gene Ontology annotation, cellular component: nuclear pore. Lineage: Eukaryota; Metazoa; Chordata; Mammalia; Rodentia; Bathyergidae. Gene Ontology annotation, biological process: protein import into nucleus. The record is from RefSeq and is a predicted model, not a curated record.